This is a messenger RNA of Archocentrus centrarchus (flier cichlid), 3774 nucleotides long. It is a transcript of the gene rufy3, whose product is annotated as RUN and FYVE domain containing 3. Gene Ontology annotation, cellular component: cytoplasm. Bases 461 to 2371 code for a protein of 636 amino acids. The transcript is spliced from 18 exons. Gene Ontology annotation, biological process: regulation of axonogenesis. Gene Ontology annotation, molecular function: metal ion binding. Lineage: Eukaryota; Metazoa; Chordata; Actinopteri; Cichliformes; Cichlidae. The record is from RefSeq and is a predicted model, not a curated record.
GGUCAACACCCACCCAGAGCAUUCACUGCGGUGCACGGGCAGUCCAAUCACAGAGAACUGGUGCUAAGCUGACCGGAGGAGGGCUGUGAUUUUUCAGCACGGUGCUCUCUGUUGCAUUUUAAAUCCCCAGUCGGCACAAAGGGGGAUGACGAGAGGCUGAAGAGGAGGAGGUGGAGGAGUAGAAGGCACAGACAGCUGCAUAUUUCACCCAGUUGUAGCAAGGAGGAGAGGAGGAUGCAUGCAUAAAGAGGAGGAGCACCCUUUCUAACACCUGCUGAAGGCUGCUGUGGGCCUUUCCUGUCGUGUCCUUUUUGUUUCCUUCUCUGAUUCUCUUUUCAUCCUUCAUCCUCUUUUUGGCCUUCCCUGGCUGUUGGAACAAAAGCUCCUGCGUCUUUUUUUUUAAAACCCCCCCCUUUCCCCUUCGGUGGUGUUAGUCUUGCCUCGCACAAGCUGAGUCAUCAUGUCUGAUCUGACGCCUCAGAGCGAAACCCCGACUCCCACCACAGACAAGAUCACCCAGGCUGCCAGGGAGACCAUUUAUCUGUGCAACUUUCGUGUCUCUGUCGACGGCGAGUGGCUGUGCCUCCGCGAGCUCAACGACAUCUCGCUCACGCCAGACCCCGAGCCGGUCCAUGAAGAUCCCAAGGAUCCCAUCGCGAUCGAAAGGCUUAACUUGAUGAACAUGGCCAAACUGAGCAUCAAGGGCCUGAUCGAGUCUGCGCUCAACCUCGGACGCACGCUCGACUCCGACUAUGCACCCCUCCAGCAGUUCUUUGUCGUGAUGGAGCACUGCAUGAAGCACGGGUUGAAAACUAAGAAGACCUUCCUGGGGCAGAACAAGUCUUUCUGGGGGCCGCUGGAGUUGGUGGAGAAGCUGACGCCUGAGGCAGGCGAGAUCACUGCCAGCGUAAAAGACCUGCCUGGCCUCAAAACUCCUCUGGGAAGAGGGCGCGCCUGGUUACGACUGGCCCUGAUGCAGAAGAAGCUCUCAGACUACAUGAAGACCAUCAUCAACAGAAAGGACCUGCUCAGUGAAUUUUAUGAGCCAAACGCGCUGAUGAUGGAGGAGGAAGGUGCCGUCAUUGCCGGGCUGCUUGUUGGACUAAAUGUCAUCGAUGCCAAUCUGUGUAUGAAGGGAGAGGACUUGGACUCGCAGGUCGGGGUGAUCGAUUUCUCCAUGUACCUGAAAGACGGUGGGCACAGCAGCAAGAGUGCAGAGGGCGACGGUCAGAUCACAGCGAUUCUCGAUCAGAAGAACUACGUGGAAGAGCUGAACAGACAUUUAAGCGCGUCGGUAAACAACCUGCAGGCCAAAGUGGACGCGCUGGAAAAGUCCAACACGAAGCUGACAGAGGAGCUCGCAGUGGCGAAUAACAGGAUCAUCACUUUACAAGAAGAUGUGGAGAGAGUAAAGGAAGAGAGCUCGUAUCACCUGGAGUCCAGGAAGGCAUUACGGAGUGAUUCAGCAGCAGACGGACACGCGCUGGGCGAAACACGCAAGCAGCUCAAAGAGGAAACUUUGCUUCGGCUGGAUGUGGAGAAGGAGCUAGAGGUCCAGAUUGGGAUGAAGCAGGAGAUGGAGCUGUCCAUGAAGAUGCUGGAGAAAGACAUCUGUGAGAAGCAGGACGCUCUGGUGGAGCUCAGACAGCAGGUGGAAGACCUUCGUGCCAUCAACCAACAGCUCAUCCACAAGUCACAGAGUACCGAUGCCGGCUCAAAACAGAAGAGCGAAGUCAUCGGUCGCCUGGAGGACAAAAUAAACCAGAUGUCAGGGACCAUAAAACAGCUGGAGACCAGAUGCAAACAGGCCGAGAAGCAGAGGGACCUGGCUUUGGAGGCCAACCGGCUCUUCAAGCAGGAGUUUGGAGACAAAAUCGAGAGUCUGCAGGUGGAGGCGGAGCAGCUGAGGAAGCAAAGGUCUAAUUUGGAGCAGGAGCUGAGGAAAUGUCGUGAGCGAAGGAGCGAGCAUCACCUCGGUGCUUCACCGCGGCCAUUCAGCGCUCCUCGGACCGACAGGAGACAAGCGGAGGACGUACCAAGACAACUCCCAGAAGCCCCGUCAAUCAAGAAGGAGAGAGAGCAGCUACAGAGUGAAGACAAAACCAGCCUGAGCUCCAGCCUGUCUUUGUCACAUCACAAAGAUGACCAGAACGAGUCGUUCUUGGUGAUCAGCGAGCCUUCGGUGUGCACCAUGUGUGAGCAGGGCGACUCCCUCCUGAGGACAAAGAAACAGUGUAAGAACUGCAGCGGCGUUUUCUGUGAGAGCUGCGUGUCCAAAGAGCUGCCAUUACCUUCUUCCAUUCUCCCAGAGACCGUCUGCACCGCCUGCUACUCACUGUUACUGCAGCAGUACGCUUCAUCACCAACAUGAACCCACACACACCAGAGGCAUGUAUAAGUAAAACUGGAGCUCUGUCUGCCAUUACAGCCGUGUGUGUGUGUGUGUGUGUGUGUGUGUGCAGGUUUUCCUUACAAUAAAACUGAAGACAUUUAUCUUCUUCUUCCGGUUCAGUGUGUGUGGGUGAAUUAUGCUGCUGUGGGCACUUAAGCUAAACUUGCAAAAAUCACAUGGCUGGAUUAAAAAAAAAAAAUGCCCACCUGCAUCAUCUCAAAGUUUAAUGCACACAUUUCUAUCCCCAGUUUUAACAGAUAAAAAAGGAAAAAAUGGAAUUUGAUCCUCGGUGUUUCUUCUUAGAUCGGGAUAUGAAGUCAUUCACAGGGAAAAUCCUGACAAACAUCUUUGACCAAAUACUGUCGUUAAGUGUGUCAUUAUUUUCUUAAAGACUGUAUGUUUAAAAAUAUAUAUAUAUCAUGUAAUAUAUAAAAAAAAAGUUACAAAUGUUUAUUUCUCUCAGCUUUUUGUAUUCUGGAAAUUCUAAAGUAAACUGGAAUGAAGACUGGAAAUCCAGGAAAGACAACUUCCUAAAUCAAAAUAAUAUCACCAGAAAUCCUGCUCAGCCACAACAUUAAAGCCAUCGCUCCAAUACUGUGUAGGUCACCCCAGCACCGCUGGCCCGUCCGGUCACGGGCGUAGGACUUUUGGGUCAUCUGGCGCAGAGGCGUUGGCAGCAGGAAGUACCCAUAACUGCUUUCAGAGUUAAAAACUGAUACCAACGUGUCUGUUUCUUAAAUAUGAUGGUUAGAAGCUUAGCAUAAAUACUGGCAACAGUCCUCCUACAGGUAACAAAAUCCACCUUUAAAGAUCAAUAAUUAACAUGCUAUUCCGUGUUUUGGAUAAUCCACACAGAAACCAAUGUGUGAAGUAGAGGCAGUGGUUCUCAAAGUGUGGCCCACGGCCCCCUGGUAGGCCACAAGAAGUCACAAUAUUGUUGGACCUGUUUUGAAUCCUGAAUUUGUCUCGUGUCUCAUUAAUAGUGGGACGGGAAACACUUUGUGACAUUUCAAACUGGGUCUCUGGUUCUGUGUUUGGGGAACAGCUGCUCCACGGGAGACAUUUUUGGUCUUUUGUUCCAGUCUUUAUGCUAAGCUCAGCUAAUGAUUUUUUUUAAGUUUACAAAGCUGGCUUCUUCUUUUUUUCCUUCUGUUGUGCAUUAGAAGUGGCAUUAACAAAAAGGCUUAAAAUCAUAGUCAUUUAGCAUUAAGUCCCAUCAGAGUCUGGUGUGGAUAAACUGGAUGUGUUACAGCACCUUUGAAUGCUCGGCUCCGCCUGGCUGGAUUGAAGUGGAGGCGUAUCAGUGUGUUUAUAACUAAUGUUGAUUAAAACUAGUUAAAUGAUUUUUUUUUUGGGGGGGGGUUGUGGCUGAAGAUGAUUAA